AUGUCACCGCACCGCAAAUGGAGGGGGCCGAGUGAUAUUGCGGCCUCAUUACGCCGGCGGGACUUCGCUCUUAUUUAUGAAAUAAAAAUGAAAACAUCUCCUGACGAAUGGCGGCCGCGGCUGACCACCCUCUGCCACCCCCGACUCGGCCCCGCGGGGCAGCCGCCGGACUCCAACCUCAACGAGCGGUGCCUAGCUCGCGGAACGGUACAAUCACUUGUGUCGUGGCGAGACUCCGGGGGCUGGGGGGAGGGGGAGGACGGGGGAGGCGGCGGGAGGGGGAGCACGGUGCAGCCCGUCGCCAUGGCAACCGCCCUCGCC
Iphiclides podalirius (scarce swallowtail) is the source of this 321-nucleotide messenger RNA. The record is from the annotation of a GenBank genome assembly. Lineage: Eukaryota; Metazoa; Arthropoda; Insecta; Lepidoptera; Papilionidae.